Auanema sp. JU1783 is the source of this 930-nucleotide messenger RNA. Lineage: Eukaryota; Metazoa; Nematoda; Chromadorea; Rhabditida; Rhabditidae. The record is from the annotation of a GenBank genome assembly.
AUGGGAGAAGUAAUCAACGAUAAGACUGAUCUAUUGGACACUUUUCUCAAACUAGAGGAGCUUGAUACGGAUUUGUAUCGAUCAACUCACCAGCUUCGAGGAAGGAAAGCGCACAACAGAGUUUAUGGAGGACAGGUUGUGGGGCAAGCUCUGAUGGCUGCAAAUAGAACAGUCGAUAAAGGAUUAUUCGCUCAUUCUUUGCAUUGCUAUUUCAUUCAACAAGCGGAUGCGGAGAGACCGCUAGUGUAUGAAGUUUCUAGAGUGCGAGAUGGGAGAUCAUUCUCCACUAGGCUCGUGAAAGCUCGACAAAAUGGACAAACAGUUUGUACAUGUUCUGUUUCGUAUCAGAAAAUGGAAGAAGAUUCUAUUUCUCACCAGCAACAGAUACCCAGUGUUCCACCGCCUGAAGAUUGUGAGGACUCUAAGGAUUUCAUGAAUCGGUUGAUAAACAAUCCGGCAACUGUCUCCGAGCAAGGGAAACGUGCUGUAGCUGCUUAUCAGCAAAUAUUAGAUAUUCCAAAGACUUUUCAAGUUCGUCUCAUAACACCGCAGAAGUAUGUGCAAGUUCCUCUGAAUCAACCGAUGAAGUUCGCAUGCUGGGUUAAAAAUAAUACAGAAAUCGGAGAUGAUGAACAACUACAUCAUUGUGUUGCUGCUUUCAUUAGUGAUGUAGCCCCGGUGGGAACACCUAUAGCUGCUCAUGCUGCAGCUGGUUUCAAAUUAGGGAUGGCUGCUUCAUUGGAUCAUACUAUGUGGUUUCAUAGGCCAGAUUUCAAAAUAGACAACGACUGGGUAUUGUACGAAACUGAAUCGACAAUAGCGGCAGGAGGGAGAGCCCUAAUUCAUGGGAAAAUGUGGACUCGCGAUGGUCGCUUAGUACUUUCAACUGCGCAAGAAAUUCUCGUAAGAGGUCAGAAGAAGGAUAAAUGA